AUGGGGAAUUCUGGUUUUGACCCACAGAAUGCUGCUCAAAACGAGGCUAACGGUGAAGAAGAAGACGACCACCAAAUACUUGUCCUUGUCAAUUCUCCAACCCUCCAAGACUUGUAUCUUGAUGCUGCUGUACAACCACCAUUUGAUGAAUCCAGCAACAAGGAAACCCAUCCUGCAAUAUUGCCUUCCUCCCUCGCCCUCCUCAAACGCUUCGGAAGAAGAUUCAGUAAACUAAAGGGACAAAAAAAGACCAAUCCCAGACGUAAAAGAGCAGAAGAAUCGGAUAAUCCCUCCAAGAAGCUCUCCACCGAUGCAAUAUUACGCCUGGCUGGGCAUAACUUCAUCCAAUCAUUUUCCCAUCACGAUAGUACUUUCUUCUUGGGACUUUCGGAUCAAGAUCGUAAAGAUGUAGAGCUGGUAGGAUACCUUCUUUCUGCUGCCGAGAAAGUGGGGCAAUCCGACUAUGAUUCCGCAGAAAUUCUACUCACCAGAUGCGAUGAACUAAGUUCCCAUCAGGGGAAUUCUGUGGAGAGACUAGUCCACUAUUUCUCCCAAUCUCUCUGGGCAAAAAUCUUUUGCCAAACAGAUUCCAGCUCUCUGUUCUUCCAACAAGAUCUUGAAGAAGCACUCAUGAACCUACGGCCCUGCAUUGCUUACCAUCAAAAAGUACCCAUCACUCAGGUCUUCCAAUUCACCAGCAUUCAAACCGUGAUAGAGCACGUAGAGGAUGCAAGAAAGGUGCACAUCAUUGAUCUUGAGAUUAGGAGUGGGGUUCAGUGGACAAUUCUAAUGCAAAGCUUCGCCGAAUCCCCCUGCCCCGAGCAUCUAAAGAUUACUGCUCUGCAGGCAAAUAAACACCACUCCAAAAUCGAGGAAGAAACGGGCAUGAGAUUAAGGAGCUUUGCCCAGUCCUUAAACUUGUGUUUUUCGUAUAACCUAGUGGCUUUAGAUGACCUGCUAAAUGAUAAUAAGGAAAUUAGCUUCUCAGCCCUCUCUGGGUUUCAGCCAGAUGGUGAAGAAAAAGAACAAGAAGAAGAAGAGGAAGAAACAGUUAUAGUAUACGCAAGUUGCUUUUUCACAACAAUGAUUUCAAAGCAAGAAAAGAUGGAGUCUUUAAUGAGGGUGAUCAAAAAUGUGAACCCCAGGGUGAUGUUCCUCACAGAAGUGGAAGCAAACAUGAAUUCCGUGGGGUUUGUGAACCGUUUCACUGAAGCCCUCUUCUACUACGGGGCGUAUUUCGACGCAUUGGAGGAUUGUAUGAAGAGUGAUGAAGCUAAUAGGACAACAAUGGAAGCGAAACACUUCGGACAGGGAAUAAGGAACGUAGUGGCAAGUGAAGGGGAGAGUAGGGUGAUUCGACAUGUGAGCAUAAAGGUGUGGAGAGAGUUCUUUGUGCGGUUUGGGAUGGAGGAGAUGGAGCUAAGCACGCCUUCUGUGUAUCAAGCAACUCUGGUGUUGAAGAGAUUUGGUUGUGGGAAGAGUUGCACACUUGACAUGGAUGGGAAGGCCUUGACUGUUGGGUGGAAAGGAACUCCUCUUCUCUCACUCUCUGCUUGGAAAUUUCUUUAG
Molecule: messenger RNA, 1569 nt
Organism: Ipomoea triloba (trilobed morning glory)
Lineage: Eukaryota; Viridiplantae; Streptophyta; Magnoliopsida; Solanales; Convolvulaceae
Product: DELLA protein RGL2-like
Exons: 1
Coding region: 1-1569 (522 amino acids)
Biological process (GO): regulation of DNA-templated transcription
Cellular component (GO): nucleus
Molecular function (GO): sequence-specific DNA binding; DNA-binding transcription factor activity
Source: RefSeq, a predicted model, not a curated record